Messenger RNA from Panicum virgatum (switchgrass), 1809 nucleotides. Its product is annotated as alpha/beta hydrolase domain-containing protein 17B-like. Bases 339 to 1442 code for a protein of 367 amino acids. The record is from RefSeq and is a predicted model, not a curated record. Lineage: Eukaryota; Viridiplantae; Streptophyta; Magnoliopsida; Poales; Poaceae. The transcript has 5 exons.
CCUGCCUCAGCUUGACUCGAGGACCCUCCUCGGACGCCGCGCAGCACCACGCACCGGCACCUCGCUCGCUCGCGCUCCCAUCCCCACACCACCACCCCACUCCACUCCACCGUCUCACGAGUACCAAACCAUCGAGCACGCGAAAAGGAGGCAAGGCAACCCACCCGAGGAGGAGGAGGAGGAGAGGGGGGAGAGAGAGAAAAAAAACAAGAAGCUUUCGCUAGCUUGCCAGCUAGCUCCCCUCCGGAUUCGAGCUAGAAAGGCCGCCUGAGCAAGCUAGCUCAGAGGAGCGAGAGAGAGAGAGAGAGGGAGGCCGAGGGGGAUCGAGGAGGGGCGGGAUGGGAGGGGUGACGUCGAGCGUGGCGGCGAAGAUGGCCUUCUUCCCGCCGACGCCGCCGUCGUACGCGCUGGUGGAGGACGCCGGGGCCGGGGUCACCACGCUCAGCGGGCAGCCCCACCGGGAGAACGUCGAGGUGCUGCGCCUCCGCACGCGCAGGGGGAACACGCUGGCGGCGAUGUACGUGCGCCACCCGGACGCCGCGACCACCGUGCUCUACUCCCACGGCAACGCCGCCGACCUGGGCCAUCUCUACCAGCUCUUCCUGCACCUCUCCUUCAACCUCCGCGUCAACGUCCUCGGGUAUGACUAUUCAGGAUAUGGGCAAUCAUCAGGAAAGCCGAGUGAGCAAAAUACUUAUGCUGAUAUAGAGGCAGCUUACAAGUGCCUCAUAGAGAACUUUGGUGCCAAGGAAGAAGAAAUAAUUCUUUAUGGACAAUCUGUUGGGAGUGGGCCUACAGUAGAUUUGGCGAGUCGAUUGCCUCGUCUGAGAGCUGUUGUCCUGCAUAGUCCUAUAUUGUCAGGGCUGAGAGUUAUGUAUCCUGUGAAACGUACAUAUUGGUUUGACAUAUACAAGAAUAUUGAUAAAAUCCCUCAAGUUAGCUGUCCUGUGCUCAUUAUACAUGGAACUGCUGAUGAAGUGGUGGAUUGGUCUCAUGGUAAGCAACUAUGGGAACUUUGCAAAGAGAAAUACGAGCCCUUAUGGCUCAGGGGAGGGAAACACUGUGAUUUGGAGCUCUUCCCAGAAUACCUCAGGCACCUCAAGAAAUUUGUCCAUACAGUAGAGAAGUCACCAUCCCAAAGGCAAGCCUGGAGGGAAAGUGUGGAUCGGAUUGAACCAUCACGAAAGAGCAUCGAUUUCUUUGAACCCUCUCGAAAGAGCACAGACCGCAGGGAGAAAUCAAGGUCAACCCGAGACAGAACGAGAAAUACUGAGCACAGAUAUAGCAAUGUCGAGAAGGUGGACAAACUAAAGAUCUCAUUCGAUCAGUUUGAGAAAUCCAGGAGAAGUGUCGACAUCUUUGAGAGGCCAAAGAGGAACAUUGAGCAGCUGGACUGCGGCCGGAAGAGCGUGGACAGAUUGGACAGGAUUUGGGCCAGUUGAAAAAAAGACUUUUUAACAUCUUAUACAGGUUAUACAUGGGGGUUUGUUGUUUUGGGGAUUUUACUUCUGUAUUUAUCUGUGUUCACCCAUGUGCUGGAAAGUGUGGCAUAAGAGUUUGGUUUGCCGACACAAAGAAAGGAGGGAAGAUGAGGUAAUCACUGACGAGGGUUUUCACUGUAGAACUCAUGAUGGUUGUUUAUGUGGUGGAAGACGUGUAUGUUGGUGUUCAACAAAAUUGUUAUUCUGUUAGGGGUGUUAAAACUGAAUGACAUUUGGGACUAGCCAUGGCAGUAUUGUGUAUAAUCUGUUGCAUUGUACCAAUAAUGUUUUCUUCUCUUUCGUUGAAUUGAGCUUACCUAUUCGUAUA